GGGCCAGACGUUUGGGCGGCUUCCCCGGGCGCAUGCGUGCCGCCGCCUGCCCACCGACACCCGGCCACACACAAAAUGGCUACCAACUGAGCGUCUACCAAAUUGAUUUUUUUUCCUCACACACGUUUAUAAUACACAGUAUUCAAUAAUAACUAAAGUACUUUAAACUCCGGUCGCCGCGCUACGAGAAACCAGUGUGUGUCUUUAAAUAAAACACUUUUUUUUGGAUUAUAACCUGUGCACGCAAGAUCCGAUCAUCAUUCGGGACUUUCUAAAUGCUUCUUGGACAAAUGUGCCAUCAUUUCUACAUUUGGACCACCGCUACGCCCGUAAUACGUAAAAGCAAACAACCAUGCUGAAUAGAACUUAACACAAAGGCUCCAAUAAACAACAAUAACACAACACUCACAUGUGUGUAAUAACAACACAUAUAUGCCUUUAAAGAUAAAAGGGAAAGAUUGAAGUGGUAAAAGGUAAAGAUUGGAAAGGAAAGAUGGCGUCAUGCGUAUCGGGCAGUCACUUCGGGCCGACGAAUCAGGACUACGUGCCGGUCGCGGAUUUUUACGCGGACAAAUCAGUUUUCGUCACUGGCGGUACGGGAUUCAUGGGGAAGGUGCUCGUAGAAAAACUAUUGAGAAGUUGUCCGAAAAUAAAAAGGAUCUAUUUGUUAAUGAGGCCGAAGCGCGGGCAGGACGUCGCGUCGCGCCUCACCGAGCUCACACAGUCACCGUUGUUUGAAACAUUGAGAAGAGAGCGGCCCCAGGAGUUGACGAAGAUUGUGCCGAUUGUUGGCGACAUCACCGAGCCGGAGCUUGGCAUCAGUCCGUCAGAUCAGGCCAUGCUCUGUCAGAAGGUGUCGGUGGUGUUCCACUCGGCAGCGACGGUGAAAUUCGACGAGAAACUGAAGCUGUCGGUGACGAUAAACAUGCUGGGCACGCAGCAGCUGGUGCAGCUGUGUCACCGCAUGAUGGGGCUGGAGGCGCUAGUCCACGUGUCGACCGCGUACUGCAACUGCGAGCGGGAACGCGUCGAGGAGACGGUUUAUGCUCCUCCUGCGCACCCUGAGCACGUCGUCACCCUCGUGCAGACGCUACCCGAUGACCUGGUCGACAGGAUCACGCCAGAUCUAGUUGGUGACAGGCCUAAUACAUACACAUUCACAAAGGCUUUGGCGGAGGACAUGCUUAUAAAGGAGUGCGGUAACCUCCCUGUUGCUAUCGUCAGACCUUCCAUUGUGCUAUCGUCACUCCGCGAGCCGGUCAAAGGCUGGGUGGACAACUGGAAUGGGCCGAACGGUAUCAUCGCCGCUGUGGGCAAGGGCAUAUUCAGGACGAUGCUCGGCUGCGGCACGAGGGUUGCGGACCUGGUGCCCGUCGACACCGUCAUCAACCUGAUGAUUGUGUGCGCGUGGCGGACGCACAUGAGACGGGGCGACGGCGUGAUGGUGUACAAUUGUUGCACCGGGCAACAGAAUCCGAUCACGUGGCGGGACUUUGUAAAGACAAGUUUCAAAUAUAUGAGGAAACAUCCGUUCACCGACGUGCUGUGGUACCCCGGCGGUGACAUCACUAACAGCCGGCUGAAGCAUGGCACGUUGUCGCUGCUGCAGCAUCGUGCGCCCGCACUCCUCAUGGACUUCAUCUCCAAGUCCACCGGCAAGAAACCCAUGAUGGUAAGAGUCCAAAGCAAGCUAGAGAAAGCGGCCGCGUGUUUGGAAUACUUCACGACGCGACAAUGGGCGUUCGCGGACGACAACGUGCAGGCGCUGUGCGAGUCGCUCUCGCUCGACGACCGCCACACGUUCGACUUCAACGUGCGCAACAUCGACUGGGACGCGUACAUCGAGUCCUACGUGCUCGGCAUAAGGAGGUUCCUCUUCAAGGAGAGUCCAGACACGCUCGGCAAAUCUAGAGCGCUUUUGCGAAGAUUACACAUAGUCCACAUCGUGACCCAAAUCGCAGCCGUGUUCUUCGUAUGGAGAUUCCUAUUCUACCGUUCGAACAUGCUUCGCAAGUUAUGGCGGAGUAUCAUAGACAUGCUGACCAGAGCGGCGCGCCUACUGGCCAUCGCCUGAUGCAAGAUGACAUUAUCAACGCUUCCGCAGCCAUAACUGGACGUACGGCCGGGGUCAUUGCAACAGGCGCUGGUGAUGGUGCGGUGAUGGGCGGUGACGGUGUUCACGGGUUUGUUGAUGGUGUACAUGAUGGUUAUGUUACAAGUGAAGUUUGAGCUUCAUAUUGUGAAAUGCUAGAUGAUUAUGUUUGAGGUUAAUUGGUACAUGUUGAAACUAGAUCUUUUUGGGAAGGUUAAUAUUGAUUAAGAGCAGUGUUGAACUUAAAUAUUUCUGAAAUAACUUUCGAUGUUCAGACGAAUAAUUAUUUUUCACUUCUGGGUUCAGACAAUUCGGUCAUAAAUAAAGUUCCCACAUUAGAUUAUGUAGUAGAAAAUCAGUAAAUAUUAUUGUUUAUAAAUUAGAUAUUAAUAGAAUGUCACUACAAAAAUAUGGAAAUUCGUACAAAACAAACUCGUAACAUCGUCAAUGCCUAACGAACAUUUGUUAAAUCAAUUUCCAUUCAUCGUCCCACACAUCUGUUGCAAUAAAACCACGUCGGAAAAAAUAUAUUUUCUUCUUCGAAUUUUAGCUUUGGGGCAGUUGUUCUAGCUUUGCUAAGGACGGUGCAAUCGCCCCGUGCCUAUCCAAGCGCUAGUGUAAUAUAAGAUAGUUUCUGUUAAUGUUAUAGU
Manduca sexta (tobacco hornworm) is the source of this 2742-nucleotide messenger RNA. RefSeq names its product putative fatty acyl-CoA reductase CG5065. Gene Ontology annotation, molecular function: alcohol-forming very long-chain fatty acyl-CoA reductase (NADP+) activity. Gene Ontology annotation, biological process: long-chain fatty-acyl-CoA metabolic process. Gene Ontology annotation, cellular component: peroxisome. The transcript is spliced from 12 exons. The record is from RefSeq and is a predicted model, not a curated record. NCBI's taxonomy places the organism in Eukaryota, Metazoa, Arthropoda, Insecta, Lepidoptera, Sphingidae. The coding region runs from base 494 to 2074 and encodes 526 amino acids.